UUCUAUAAAUAGUGGAAAGCGGUUUCCAGUGAAAGUGUUCAGAAAAUGGAACGGUAUCUUGUGGAGAACCAUAAUAGACUGGUGUUGGACAGUUUAGAACCAGGUGAUUUGAUAGCAAUAAAGGAUCACAUAUUAUAUUCUCAUUGGGCAGUAUACGCUGGAAAUGAACAGGUUAUUCAUAUGACUGGUAAUGGACCAGAAGGAGUUGUUGCUUCAGACUCAGGCCACUCAUUUUCUAUAGCUGGUAAAUCGUUUGCCAAAUGUGUAGUAAAGAUCGAAAACUUUUGGAAGGUUGUUGCCAACGGAAUAGCUAAGAAGAACAACAAGAAAGACGAGGAAAACAUGCCUUUCAGAGGAAGAGACAUAGUUAGAAGAGCAUUAGAUAUGAUAGGUCCUAUUGAAUACAAUUUACUGUGGCAAAAUUGUGAACAUUUUGCGUCUUGGUGUCGAUAUGAUAAAAAAAUGUCCGCCCAGGUUGACAAAGUUAAAGCUGUGAGAACAUUAGUUGUAGGGAUCGUGGUAGUUGGAGGAUUGUUACACGAAAUAUUAAAAUUGUUCAAAGACGAUGACUGAGAUAUACAAGAUGGUACAUAUGUUUGCUGGUUCAUCACAGAUACAUUUGGACAAGGUUUAAAGAAUACUAUUGCUGACCAACAUAAUUUAGCCAUAUCCAACUUUAGUUUAUUUUCAUUAAAUUUGAUAUAUGUAUCAACAAGAAUUAAAGUUUUGAAAUAAG
Molecule: messenger RNA, 736 nt
Organism: Mytilus trossulus (common blue mussel)
Lineage: Eukaryota; Metazoa; Mollusca; Bivalvia; Mytilida; Mytilidae
Product: phospholipase A and acyltransferase 3-like
Exons: 6
Coding region: 46-573 (175 amino acids)
Biological process (GO): N-acylphosphatidylethanolamine metabolic process
Cellular component (GO): cytoplasm
Molecular function (GO): glycerophospholipid phospholipase A1 activity; A2-type glycerophospholipase activity
Source: RefSeq, a predicted model, not a curated record